GCCUUUUCCCUCUGGUAGUAGAGGCUGCCCCUUUGACAGGGAGUUUGUGGUCAGCGAGUGGGCCCUUGGGGGUCUUGGGCUGUCACAGGGACUCCAGAAAGCCAUGCAGAGCCUUGUGCCAUGAAGGACUUCUCAGAUGUCAUCCUCUGCAUGGAGGCAACAGAAUCGAGCAAGACCGAGUUCUGCAAUCCUGCCUUCGAGCCUGAGUCUGGGCCACCCUGCCCUCCCCCAGUUUUCCCAGAGGAUGCCAGCUACAGCGUCCCAGCUCCCUGGCAUGGUCGGCGUCCUCGAGGGCUACGGCCAGACUGCCGCUUCUCCUGGCUCUGUGUCCUCCUGCUCUCCAGCCUGCUCCUCCUGCUGCUUGGGCUGCUGGUGGCCAUCAUCCUGGCCCAGCUGCAGGCUGCACCCCCAUCUGGGGCGUCCCAUAGCCCACUGCCUGCCGGAGGCCUUACCACGACCACCACCACCCCCACCAUCACCACCUCUCAGGCAGCUGGGAUCCCUAAAGGGCAGCAGGAGUCAGGCGUGAGCCCCUCCCCACAGUCCACCUGUGGAGGCCUCCUCUCUGGCCCAAGGGGCUUCUUCAGCAGCCCUAACUACCCAGACCCUUACCCCCCCAACACCCACUGCGUGUGGCAUAUCCAGGUGGCCACAGACCAUGCAAUACAGCUCAAGAUCGAAGCCCUCAGCAUAGAGAGUGUGGCCUCUUGCCUUUUUGAUCGCUUGGAACUCUCCCCUGAGCCUGAAGGCCCCCUCCUCAGGGUUUGUGGAAGGGUGCCUCCCCCCACGCUCAACACCAAUGCCAGCCACCUCCUGGUGGUCUUCGUCUCUGACAGCAGUGUGGAAGGAUUUGGUUUCCAUGCCUGGUACCAGGCUGUGGUCCCUGGGCACGGGAGCUGUGCCCAUGAUGAGUUCCACUGUGACCAGCUCAUCUGCCUGCUACCUGACUCAGUGUGUGAUGGUUUUUCCAACUGUGCUGACGGCAGUGAUGAGACCAAUUGCAGUGCCAAGUUCUCGGGGUGUGGGGGGAAUCUGACUGGCCUCCAGGGCACUUUCUCUACUCCCAUCUACCUGCAGCAGUACCCUCACCAACUGCUCUGCACCUGGCAUAUCUCGGUGCCUGCCGGACACAGCAUAGAACUACAGUUCCACAACUUCAGCCUGGAGGCUCAGGACGAGUGCAAGUUUGACUACGUGGAGGUGUAUGAGACCAGCAGCUCAGGGGCCUUCAGCCUCCUGGGCAGGUUCUGUGGAGCAGAGCCACCCCCGCACCUCGUCUCCUCGCACCAUGAGCUGGCUGUGCUGUUUAGGACAGAUCAUGGCAUCAGCGGUGGAGGCUUCUCAGCCACCUACCUGGCCUUCAAUGCCACGGAGAACCCCUGUGGGCCCAGUGAGCUCUCCUGCCAGGCAGGAGGGUGUAAGGGUGUGCAGUGGAUGUGUGACAUGUGGAGAGACUGCACCGAUGGCAGCGAUGACAACUGCAGCGGCCCCUUGUUCCCACCCCCAGAGCUGGCCUGUGAGCCCGUCCAGGUGGAGAUGUGCCUCGGUCUGAGCUACAACACCACGGCCUUCCCUAACAUCUGGGUGGGCAUGACCACCCAGGAGGAGGUGGUAGAGGUCCUCAGCGGUUACAAGAGCCUGACAAGCCUGCCCUGCUACCAGCAUUUCCGGAGGCUCCUGUGUGGGCUGCUUGUGCCCCGUUGCACCCCACUAGGCAGUGUUCUGCCCCCUUGCCGCUCUGUCUGCCAGGAAGCGGAGCACCAGUGCCAGUCUGGCCUGGCACUACUGGGCACCCCCUGGCCCUUCAACUGCAACAGGCUGCCAGAGGCAGCUGACCUGGAAGCUUGUGCCCAGCCCUGACCCUGAAGCCGGCCCCUGCCCUCUUCCUGCCCGUCCUCUUUUGCCGGUCAGGGCUGGCACGCAGGGGAACAAAGGAAGGAGCACCAGCAGGGUCUCUACCCAUCCUUCUCUGGGGCUCCCAGGGAGGGGGAAGAGAAGUCCUCAGCUGGGGCUCAUGGGACCCUACCACCCUCCCUGCUCCUUCCUGUCCCUUUACCGGUCCCAGGCUGCUGACUGGCCCCACACUGUGCCACCGGACAAUCGAGACCGCUUCCCAUCCAGGCCUCUUCCCCUUUCCAUCUGCUUUUUCAGCUUCUCCAUCGCCUGCCUUCUGACCUUUUCCUUGAUUCAACAAAAAUGUACUGAGCAUCUAUUCAUGUGGCAGGCCCUGUCCUAGGUCCUAGGGAUCCAA
This is a messenger RNA of Gorilla gorilla gorilla (western lowland gorilla), 2251 nucleotides long. It is a transcript of the gene MFRP, whose product is annotated as membrane frizzled-related protein. Lineage: Eukaryota; Metazoa; Chordata; Mammalia; Primates; Hominidae. Bases 121 to 1860 code for a protein of 579 amino acids. The record is from RefSeq and is a predicted model, not a curated record. Gene Ontology annotation, molecular function: protein binding. The transcript has 13 exons.